AUGCCUAAGCAUAGGUGGCACAAGUUUAAAGCCUUUAUCGGCGACUACAUUGAUCCCGACAAAGCCAAUGAACUCAACGGAGACAACACAGAUAUUGAUGGCAAAGUGAAGAGGGCUUUAAAUCUUCUUAAAGAGGGGGAUGGUAAUUAUAGCAAAGGGGCAGUCGCAGAUCUUAUCCAUGAGUUUCACAGAUGCUACCAAUCUCUUUACGCACGUUAUACUCAUCUCGUUGAAGAGUUAAGGAAGAAAGCUCAUGGACACUCAGACUCUUCAGGCUCUGAUACCGAUGAUUCUCCGAUGAGAAGAGGCAAACAUAAUGGUAAAGUUGUCUUAAAACAAGAGUUAGAGACUGCACUUUCGGAGGUGGCUGACUUGAAACAAAAAUUGGCUGCCGUCGAGGAUGAAAAACGAGUCACUGAGGAGAGUCUCGAAUUAUCACGAAAGAAGAUAGAUGAGAUGUCGGAAUACUUCCAAGAACAAAUUGAUGCACAAAAUGUGGUAAUUCAUCGGUUGGAAGAAGAUAAAGAGGAACUCCUGACAGAAUUAGAGAUGAUGAAAUCAACUUCACAAGGUAAGCAACCACAAAUAAGUCAGAAACUGCGAAUCACGGAACAACUAUUAGGCGUGAAGGAAGAGAGUAAAGUGAAGAGAGUGGACAAGUUGAGACAAGAACAAAAGUUGCUUGAAGAGAGGAUUACUAUGUUAUCCGGUACUAUUGAUGCUUAUAGUAAAGACGCUCAGCAGAUACUGGAAACGGAAACUUGUGAAAAGGUAAAUGACACGUCGGGAAUUGAUCCAAUGAGAAACCUCGAGAAACUGAUACGUGAGAGGAAUGAGAAGAUCAAAGAAUUGGAAAGAAAGUUGAACGAGAAAGAUAAAGAAAUCUUGAGCCUGUGUGAAGACAAAAGAGAGUCCAUAAGGCAAUUGUGCAUUUGA
Molecule: messenger RNA, 936 nt
Organism: Erythranthe guttata (spotted monkey flower)
Lineage: Eukaryota; Viridiplantae; Streptophyta; Magnoliopsida; Lamiales; Phrymaceae
Cellular component (GO): cytoskeleton
Molecular function (GO): structural constituent of cytoskeleton
Source: RefSeq, a predicted model, not a curated record